This is a messenger RNA of Amaranthus tricolor (Joseph's coat), 1740 nucleotides long. RefSeq lists its product as uncharacterized. Lineage: Eukaryota; Viridiplantae; Streptophyta; Magnoliopsida; Caryophyllales; Amaranthaceae. The transcript is spliced from 16 exons. The record is from RefSeq and is a predicted model, not a curated record. The coding region runs from base 274 to 1509 and encodes 411 amino acids.
GAAAAUGCUUGUACUUGUUCCCUCUCCUUAAAUUCAGCUUUUUCCGACACUUUUCACUUUUUGUCGCGCUCUCUCCCUCUUCUCAUAACCAAAAAGCUUAAUUACAUCACCCUCUUUGCAUCAUACUCCCUUCUUUCGAUUUAAACUCUUCCCUAUCUCAUUCAUACUCGACUGAACUUCUACCCACCAAAAAAGGAACAAUAUUGGGUUAUCUUUUCAUAUAAAAUCUUCAGUUUGUUAUGAGAAGGAAGUAGACUGAAGAUUAAUGUUUCUAUGAAGACUUUUAAAUCAUGGAGAUGGCUGCCUAGAAAGAAGACUGCUUUAUCUGAUGGGGGGCCACAUGGAGCACAUGGAUUCAGGAUGAGACAACUAGCUUUCAUGGGAUUUGUAUGUGUAGCGAUGAUGUUCAUUGUGUACAGAACUACAAACUGUCAGUAUCGACAGACAGAGAUAGAUGCUAGAAGGCAUCCAUUUGAUUACACAGAUAGCACAAAGACAAUAGAGUUGGACAAUUUACCUCGAGGCAUAGUUCAAGCAAGAUCAGAUAUGGAGUUGAAACCCUUGUGGUCUCUUUCAAAGCCAAAGGUUGAUGGUUCCAGUAGUCAUAACUUACUUGCAAUUGCUGCUGGUAUUAAGCAGAAGCAUAAUGUUGAUUCUAUAGUUCAGAAGUUUGUUGCAGAAAAUUUUACUGUUAUACUUUUUCAUUAUGAUGGCAACAUGAACAAUUGGUGGGAUUUAGAUUGGAGUAACAAGGCCAUUCAUAUAGCAGCACAUAAUCAAACAAAAUGGUGGUUCGCAAAACGUUUCCUACAUCCAGAUGUUGUUUCUAUUUAUGACUACAUAUUUUUAUGGGAUGAAGACUUGGGAGUGCAGCACUUUCAUCCGAAAAGUUACUUGCAAAUUGUAAAAUCCGAGAGAUUUGAGAUAUCUCAGCCAGCUCUGGACUCCAACUCGAGUGAGAUACAUCAUCGUAUUACGAUUCGUAAAAAAGCUAAAAGGUUCCAUAGGAGAAUAUAUGAUUCAAGAGGUUUUACAAAAUGUACGAGUUCUAGCACCGGGCCCCCAUGCAUUGGGUGGGUGGAAGGCAUGGCCCCUGUUUUUUCGAGGUCAGCUUGGCGUUGUACUUGGCAUCUUAUGCAGAAUGAUCUCGUUCAUGGCUGGGGAUUGGAUAUGAAGCUCGGUUAUUGUGCGCAGGGUGACAGGACAAAGAAGGUAGGCAUCAUCGACAGUGAAUAUGUUGUUCAUCAAGGCAUACAAACUCUAGGUGGUUCAUCGGCUAAAAAGGUGCAAAAAUCCGAACGCCCCACAAAAGUAAAGAAGAAACAUCAAGGCUUGGAUACGCGUGACCAUAUCCGCAGGCAAUCAACACUCGAGCUCGAAAUAUUUAAAGAGCGGUGGGAAAAAGCAGCCAAGGACGAUACGAGUUGGGUGGAUCUGUAUCCGAAAAGUAGUAAAUGGUUGGACGUGUUCUCUAGAAGUAAAAAGUCGAGAGGGAAAAGAAGUUGGUAGCAUAAUUCUUGUAUCGGCUGUGAAUAACGAGUUUUUCGACAUAGAUGCUAAUUGAUAUAGACGUUCCGAGGAGAUCGGUCACCUUAGUGGUUCAUGUAUUUAUAGAUUCGUUCGAGGAUACAGAAUUCUCAUUUAUAAUGCAUUUUUUUUGGGUAUUUACAGGAUCUCAUAAAUUAAUUCAUUUAUUUUAGUUGAUAUAUGGACUUGAUAAUUCUAUUUUGCUUUCCUGGA